This is a messenger RNA of Salvia miltiorrhiza (redroot sage), 882 nucleotides long. RefSeq lists its product as uncharacterized. Bases 122 to 697 code for a protein of 191 amino acids. Lineage: Eukaryota; Viridiplantae; Streptophyta; Magnoliopsida; Lamiales; Lamiaceae. The record is from RefSeq and is a predicted model, not a curated record. The transcript has 2 exons.
AUUUGAGGAAGAAGCAGCUACCAUAUUUUUCAUUCUCGCGCCAAGAAUAAGGGCUCUGGAAUUUGGACAGUCGAUUGGCAUUUGCAGAUUCAACUGAGGAGAAGAACACUAGCGCAAGAACAUGAGUUCCGCGACACAAGAUGGGAGCAACGGGUUUGUUCGUGGGGGUCGGGUAAACAAGACCGACAAGACUCGACGCAGUUGGUCUACUCAAGAGGAGGCAGUGCUGCUAGCGGCGUUGAAAGAAUUGGUGGUGCAAGGAUGGAAAUCCGACAACGGAUUUCGGCCAGGUUAUUUGACUAAGUUGGAGGAGGCUAUGAAAAAGGUAUUCCCAACCACUGACUUGAAAGGGAUGCCACAUAUAAACUCAAAAACCACGACAUGGAAGAAGCAAUACUAUUCGCUAACGCAAAUAUUGGGGAAUACUGGGGUGGGCUUCAAUGUGAAUGGCAUGCAUAUGGUGGAUUGUAAUGACGAGCAAUGGGAGCAAAUCAUCAAGGUUAGUAGGUGUUCAUAUUGUAAUAUUAAAUUCAGGUUGUACAAGAGUGUACCGAUCGGUCUCCGGGAUAUUGCAAAGAUACUUGAAACUCACGUAACGAUCUCGGAGAAACUCAACGCGUUCCUCGACGUCUCCGAAAGUAAAAUUAGCAUUAAACUUUGCGUUGAGUGUCUUCAUGGCGAAGAUGAGAGCGGGUGAUGGCAAAUGGGUCGGUGAUGGCAAAUGGGCCGAUGCUGGCUUACAUUCACCGACCAUGUGUAUCAAACAUUUGAGUAAGACGUCGUCUUUCUUUGCAUCCCAGUUGUGGAUGUAAAGAAAUGACGACUGAGGAGCAAUCUCCGGGAGCGGCAUCGAGUUGGACUUGGUGAAAUUUUCCUUAGGAU